Messenger RNA from Coturnix japonica (Japanese quail), 1060 nucleotides. The record is from RefSeq and is a predicted model, not a curated record. Lineage: Eukaryota; Metazoa; Chordata; Aves; Galliformes; Phasianidae.
AACAACAACCUGCCUCUUCAAGACUUCUUAGAGCCUGAAAUUUAAUCAAAGAGUGUUGGUGCGUUUUGGUUCCAGAAUGAUGACUACUCCAGAAGAUGUCAGGAAGAAGCAAACUUACACCAGUGUACAUGAGGCAGUGAAAGCUGGUGAUGUAGAACAGCUUGCAUUAAUGAUAAAACGUGGAGCCUCUAUCGACGAGGUGGAUUUAGUCCACAAGUUCACACCAUUGCACUGUGCUGCACACUCUGGAAGCCUGGAGUGCCUUCACUGGUUGCUCUGGCAUGGAGCUGAUGUGACACGUGUGACAGUCAGAGGCUGGACAGCAGCUCACCUUGCGGCAAUCCGUGGGCAGGAUGCUUGCGUGCAGGCUUUGUUAAUAAAUGGAGCAAACCUAGAAGCUCGAGAUGACCGCGGGUGCACUCCAUCACACCUGGCUGCAGCCCAUGGGCAGUCGUACACAUUGCAAACCAUACUGCGAAGUGGAGCGAAUGUAAACGCAGCAGACAGGAAUGACUGGAAGCCUGUUCAUUAUGCUGCUUUUCAUGGUCGCUUGGGCUGUUUGCAGCUUCUUGUUAGAUGGGGAGCAUGCAUAGGUGAUGUGGAUACUGAUGGAAACCUUCCAGCUCAUUUGGCAGCAGUGGAAGGACACCUGCAUUGCUUUAAGUUCCUGGUCAGUAAAAUGGCCAGUGUUAUGCACACUUUAAAAGCAAGGAAUGACCAUGGAGAGACUCCAAGGGACUUGGCUGAGAGGUUCUAUAAAGACAAUAUUCUGCAAUAUAUUGACAGUGUGGAAAAAGAGGGGGAGCAUCCAGAGACACAGGAAGUUUUAGAUUUCCCAGCUCAUGACGCUGCUUUCAGAGGGGACUUGUUAGAACUCAGAAGAUUAGUGAGUUGUGGAGCAAUCAAUAUUAAUGAGCGGGAUGAUAAGGGAUCCACUCUCAUGCACAAAGCUGCAGGACAAGGGCAUAUCCAUUGCUUGCAGUGGUUGAUUGAAAUGGGGGCUGACUGUGACAUUACAGAUGAUGCUGGAGAGACUCCAAAGGACGUAGCCAAGAGGUAG